AUUUGCAGACACACAUUCUCGCCCUGCUCGGCGGCUCUCUAGCCUCUAGCUCAGCACAUUCUCCGUAGCCCACUUGCACUAAAUAUAUGCGGUACCGUCAAAGCUUUAAUUACAUACUCUAAAAACCCUGUAAAACCAUACAGUAGCAGGAUGGUUCUGCUUACAAUGAUUGUCCGAGUGGCCGACGGAUUGCCCCUUGCAGCAUCAAUUCAAGAAGAUGAACAGUCGGGUCGGGAUCUUCAACAAUAUCAGAGUCAAGCUAAGCAGCUAUGCCGCAAACUCAACGGUGAAAGUCCCAGCAGAUGCACUUUAGAGGCUGGGGCCAUGCAUUUUCAUUUGGCCAUAGAGAAAGGUGUUUGCUACUUGGCCUUGUGUGAGGUUGGUUUCCCCAGAAAACUUGCAUUUGCAUUCUUGGAGAACCUAGAAACCGAGUUCAAUGAGCAGUAUGGGAGAAAGGUACCUACAGUUUCACGGCCUUAUUCCUUCAUUGAGUUUGACACAUACAUCCAGAAGGCAAAAAAGUCAUACAUUGACAGCAGAGCACGAAGGAACGUGAACAGCAUCAACACAGAACUGCAGGAUGUCCAAAGGAUAAUGGUAGCAAAUAUUGAGGAAGUACUUCAGAGAGGAGAGGCUUUGUCAGCAUUGGAUUCCAAAGCCAGUAAUUUGUCCAGCCUCUCCAAAAAGUACCGCAGUGAUGCCAAGUACUUGAACACUCGAUCCACAUAUGCCAAGGUGGCAGCUGUUGCUGUGUUUUUGAUCACACUUAUUGUGUAUGUGCGUUUCUGGUGGCUCUGAGACCACCAAAUUCAGGAACUCCUAUUUGUACUGAAAGAACAGUCGGGUGCCGGAUCAUUGGCAGCUCCAGAGAAGCUGUCAUGCUUAAUGCUUUGGUCUCGGAUGUCUUCUGGAAUGUGGUUACACCCAUGUUUGGAUUUGAAGUAACUUUUCCGGUCUCCGAUCAUGCACAAAUAGGUGUGAGGCAAUUGUAAUCUUGACAUUCAGUAUGAUAAGAUAUUUUCAGUGUCUGACAUCUACACAGGAUUUUGAAGUGCAUUUGACUUCCAAUUGUUAAUAGCUUAUUAUUAACUCUGUGACUUAAUGUGAUGUUAUAAGAUGUGGUUAACAAUGGUAAUGGUAGAUUAGUAAAUGGCAAAUUGUAGGUGUUUCAGAAAGGGUAUACAGGACACAUAACUAUGAGUAUUCUUUAUUGCACAGAAAUAUUUUUUAAUAUAAAACACAUGAAAAUGCUCCACACAAGUUGUUUUCUGAUGUUUUAGUUAUGUAUAAAAUACCGGAGGCAAAAUCCAAACAGAGGCCUGCUUAAAUGGCUUCAUUCUCUGUAGAAGUCUACACCACAAGGUCAAAGUCAUCUCUCUGAAAACAAACAAAAUCAUACAUAAUGUUAAAAUAUCUUGCCAUGGUAAGAAUAUGACAGUAAUGUGCCUUAAGUAUAUGAUUUUCAACAAAAUUGUAUUCAAAAUCCAGCAUAUUCCUUACCUCCUCAUUGUAAUUCAUGACAUGCUGUUUAAUCUUGGAAGAAUCAACCCAUGUUACAAAGUCCUCCAUAUUCCUAUAACAAUAGAAUUAAACACAUAAUUAAAUUACAUAAA
Molecule: messenger RNA, 1613 nt
Organism: Sardina pilchardus (European sardine)
Lineage: Eukaryota; Metazoa; Chordata; Actinopteri; Clupeiformes; Clupeidae
Gene: sec22ba
Product: SEC22 homolog B, vesicle trafficking protein a
Exons: 5
Coding region: 151-798 (215 amino acids)
Biological process (GO): retrograde vesicle-mediated transport, Golgi to endoplasmic reticulum; endoplasmic reticulum to Golgi vesicle-mediated transport; vesicle fusion with Golgi apparatus
Cellular component (GO): SNARE complex; ER to Golgi transport vesicle membrane; Golgi membrane
Molecular function (GO): SNAP receptor activity
Source: RefSeq, a predicted model, not a curated record